GUGGGCGCAGCUGCCUAUGCUGGAAGUGAAGCCUCGUCUCCUCCUCCUCCUCCUCCUUGUCUUCACCUUCCCACACUCUUCCAGAUCUGACGGACCCCCAAGCCUAGAUGAGCUCGAGCGAAAGUGUCAGACGCUAAGAGCGGAGCUUGAGGCGGUUGAGCGCCUCAAGACGUCUGUCAGGCAUGAGGACUCGGCAAGAUGCGGGCGGGAAGAGCAUGCGAGCAUCUUUGAGGGACACGAGUAUUACCCGGUGAUGCCCUACCGCGAGCGAGGAUACUUCGUGCGAGACUUCACUGGAGGAGAAACAUCGACAACAAUGUUGUUGAGGGUCAGGCGAUGGAUCGGCCAGAUGUUUCCUGUCUUACAAGGAAAGAUGGACAUUGGAAGGUACAACGAGAUGAGGCCAGCCAUGUACGAGAGGCUGCUUCAGUCUGUCGAUAGAGUUCAAGGUUUCGACGGCUUGCGCAACAUUCACGUGGGCAUCGACAUCGGCGCUGCUGUUGGCACCCCCAUCCGCAGCUUUUUUGACGGGCGUGUGUACAAGUUCGGCUUCAACCCUUCGCCGGGAGACUAUGGGCAUGUGAUUGUCACUGAGCACAAUAUAAACGGCCAUCGGGUUUGGGCCCUCUACGGUCAUCUAUCUGCCAAGAGCAUGAGUCGCCUGUACGAGGG
Molecule: messenger RNA, 672 nt
Organism: Guillardia theta CCMP2712
Lineage: Eukaryota; Cryptophyceae; Pyrenomonadales; Geminigeraceae
Exons: 13
Source: RefSeq, a predicted model, not a curated record